Molecule: messenger RNA, 6336 nt
Organism: Callorhinchus milii (elephant shark)
Lineage: Eukaryota; Metazoa; Chordata; Chondrichthyes; Chimaeriformes; Callorhinchidae
Gene: col18a1a
Product: collagen type XVIII alpha 1 chain a
Exons: 42
Coding region: 502-6165 (1887 amino acids)
Source: RefSeq, a predicted model, not a curated record
AUUGCGUUUGGGAGGCCUGGUGUAGGAGUGGGAGGAUAAUAGUGGGAGCGUAACAGUUUGGUGGGCGGGAAGAUAACUUUCUGGGUACUUUAGGUCAGAUUGGCCAAGAGGAUUUUGAGAAGAAUUUUGAGCUGGGAACAGAUGUAGUAAGAGAGAGAGAGAGAGAGAGAUGGAGGGAGGGAUGAGAUCUUAAUUUUCAAUGGGAUUACAGUUACAAUCCAGUUGCAACCCUCAGAGGAUCUGGUUUCUCAGGAGCUGAGCUGUUUAUGUGGGACUCACUUCACGCGUUCAACUUAAUUUCAACUCGUUAACCUUCCGAGGGGCUGGGGGCAAUAGAGGAAGAGGCCGUCAAUCAAGCUGAUCCAGUCACGCCUGGUUGCCGCCCUCAUUUAAUGGUACAGUGGGGAUGUGCGUGGUGGGCGUGUGUUCAUUGUAAAGCAUGUUUAAUAUUAACGCUGGGGAUCUGAGUGCAGUCAGUACUGUGAGUGUCUGAGAGCAGGGAUGAUUUUGCCGUUCAAGCUUCUCGUGUGCCUGGUGUGUGUCAGUCUGCCACCUCCCGCCCAGGGAUGGUGGAAUUUCUGGGGAGCGGUGAACCCCACCACCCCGGUCUCCUCCUCAUCUAAGACUAUCCUGCAAAGCACCUCACCUACCGUAACGGAGAGACACAGUGAGGUCCAUCUCACAGCCCGUUCAUUCACCUCAGAGCAGACGACUACUCUGGCAAGUUCCAGCGGGCAAAGAGUAGCCACAGUGCCCCCUCUAAUGACUACCGGGACCGCAACCGCUACAUUCGUCCCCCCCAAAGCUGGGGGAGGAACUGCGAAGGGGAACAUCGCCGGGGUUGGCGCUGAGAUACUGAACGUGGCAGAAAAAGUCCAGGUCCUGCUUCGCUCCUGGGACGGAACAACACGCUCAACAACUGGACUGGAUGUGGCUCCGACAACUGCGGCAGGGGAAAGAGCGACUGAGGGCUCCUCACCCCUGGAUCCUGAGACACUCAACAAUGUUACCGAAGGCUCCCCACCCCUGGAUCCUGAGAUACUCAACAAUGUUACCGAAGGCUCCUCACCCCUGGAUCCUGAGACACUCAACAAUGUUACCGAAGGCUCCUCACCCCUGGAUCCUGAGAUACUCAACAAUGUUACCCAAGGCUCCUCACCCCUGGAUCCUGAGACACUCAACAAUAUUACGGAAAGCUCCUCACCCCUGGAUCCUGAGACACUCAACAAUGUUACCGAAGGCUCCUCACCCCUGGAUCCUGAGACACUCAACAAUAUUACCGAAAGCUCCUCACCCCUGGAUCCUGAGACACUCAACAAUGUUACCGAAGGCUCCUCACCCCUGGAUCCUGAGACACUCAACAAUGUUACUGAAGGCUCCUCCCCCUUGGAUCUUGAGACACUCAGUAAUGUUACUGAGCUAAAUUCAACUGAGAACUCAUCACACCUGGAUCCUGAGACCCCCAUCGCUCUUGCUGAGCUGAGUUCAAAUGCUGACCAGAGGAGUAUUGAAGGCACCAAUGCAUCCACAGCACCAGUGGGUACUUUGGUUUCCAGCAAUGCGUCAGUGCUUGUGACGGCUGCAACUCAGCCUACCACGGAGCCUUUCACUCUCUCGAUACUCUCCAACUCCUCCUCCUCCUCAUCUUCAUCACCUUCGGCCAUGCCUGUGACUCCUCCACAGCCAGAAACAAUUCUGAAGUCGGCAGCCAACAGGCCGUGUGUCUCUCUCUGCCCAGGUACCAUUGUUAGGAAGGCUCCGGUCUCGGGGGCAUCGCUCCAUGGCACUGUGGCACCCCCUGGGAUACCUGACCACAAACGCCCACAGACUGCGGACACUCGGGACCCACUGAUGACGGACAGCAUGCAUGAAGGCUCCCGGUUAGGAGUGCCGGGCUCUUCGGUUAACCAGCUAUCCCAUAAUGCUCUGGAACCUAGCCACAAAAUGUCAGCCGGGACAGGCGGUAACCACGGCAACCCAGGCCGGAGCCGAUCGCCACUCGGAGAUUGGAGAGCCAGUCGUUUCUCGGAGCAUGAUGGGAUAGCACAAGAUGGUCUAAACCAAACUAAUCGUGACCCGGCCUUUAAUCCGAAUGCAACUAAUGGCCGUGUCGACUCUGUGUCACUGCUCCAGUUGAUCGGAGACCCUCCUGCCGAACACAUUACCGUGCUGUCCGAUGCCGACCAAAGACCAAUAUACAAGAUCGGGCCAGGGGUGAACACUGGCCAGCUGGCGAUAUCCUACCUAUCGAGCCCCUUGUUUCGGGAUUUCUCUCUCCUGUUCAACAUCAAGCCGACGUCCAGGAAGGGUGGUGUACUCUUCGCGGUCACGGACGCCAGCCAGAGGGUCAUUUACGUGGGGGUGAAGCUCUCGGAGAUCAGCGCUGGAGCACAGAACAUCAUCUUCUACUACACGGAGCCCGGGUCUCAGUCCUCUUUUCAGGCCGCCACGUUCAAGGUACUGCCCCUGAUCAACAAGUGGACCAAGAUUGCCCUGAGUGUGGAGGGCGAGAAGGUGGUGUUAUACCUGAACUGCGAGGAGCAUUCAAGCAAGCAAUUCGAAAGGUCUCCUGAUGCCUUGGUACUCGAUCCGGCCUCUGGGAUCUUUGUGGCGAUGGCUGGGGGAGCAGAUCCUGACAAGUUCCUGGGUAUCAUGGCAGACCUGAUGUUCAUAAGUAAUCCAUGGGCAGCAGAGCGUUAUUGUGAGGAAGAGGAAGAAGGAGAUGACUGGGAGGCCUCUGGAGACUUCGGAAGUGGAUCCUCAGAGAGGGGAAAAGCUCCUGGAAUAGAAACGGUGACUGCCCCCUCACAGCACCUCCCUGAUCGCUUGCCAAUGACACCCCCGCCCAUCAACGCUGAGCGGGUCAGACCGGAGGAAAACAGCCGACGAACCCUGGGCUCAGGAACCGAGAGAGGAACUCCAGGUGCUGAUUUGCUGAAAGGGGAGCGUGGAGAGAAGGGGGAGAAGGGAAGCCACGGCUCUCCUGGUCCAAAAGGUGACAGCAGCUCCAUCUACAGCACAUCGACCGCUAUCAAAGGGGAAAGGGGUGAAAAAGGAGAGGCCGGUGAAAAGGGAUCCGCUGGAUUUGGCUACCGUGGACCCAAAGGGGAUAAAGGAAACUCCGGGAACCGAGGGGCCCCGGGCUUGCCUGGCCCCCCUGGAUCUCCUGCUACUGUGGUACAGCGCGGCGAUGGGAUAGUGAUGGAGCACGUGGCUGCCCACGGUCCGCCUGGACCACCAGGCCCAGCCGGCCCCCCGGGGAAUGACGGCGAGCCGGGGGACCCUGGCGAGGAUGGGAAAGCGGGUGAGGUUGGGCCUCAAGGGUUCCCCGGAACUGCUGGUGACCAAGGACCCAGGGGUGAGAAGGGUGACCGAGGUGAGGGGGUGCCAGGACCAAGAGGGCCCCCCGGCCCCCCCGGACCACCAGCCAUGGAUGGCAAGACAGAAAAGCUGACAUUUCUUGAUAUGGAAGGUUCUGGAUUUGAAGGCGAUCUACAGCACUUCAGGGGUAUCCCAGGGCUCCCAGGCCCGCCUGGGCCUCCGGGUGUUCCAGGGCUUCCUGGUAAACCUGGAGAGUUUGGUAUGAACCAGACUGGAGACCAUGCAGCACUGGGCCGGAGAGGGAUAGAUGGGAUACCUGGGAUUCCAGGACCUCCGGGGCCCACUGGUCCACAUGGGAGUGAUGGCCAUCCGGGAUUACCGGGUCCUAAGGGAGAGCAGGGCGAGGCAGGUGAGCUCGGCCUCCCAGGAGCACUGGGGAUGAAGGGAUCCCCUGGAGCGGAAGGCCCCCUUGGACAGCCUGGCUUGGCGGGGUUGCCAGGACCAAUGGGACCCCGAGGCCCGCCUGGACCCCCUGGACCACCAUCGACCCAUUUCACUGCUGGGUUUGAUGACAUGGAAGGAUCUGGAAUACCAUUCCUGAGUGGAAUUCCUGGGGAAAGAGGGAUAGAAGGAGUUCAGGGGGUUACGGGGGCACCUGGAUUGCCUGGACAACCUGGCAUGAAGGGUAUGCCUGGGAUCCAAGGACAACCGGGGUUGCCUGGACCACCGGGAAGGAAUGGGCUGCAAGGAUUUAUGGGACCUCAGGGUCUAAAGGGCGAACAUGGAGACACAGGCAUGAAGGGGGAACCAGGCAGGGAUGCAGUUGCGAUACCUGGCCCGCCAGGACUACCCGGCCCCCCAGGAUACAUGUACGGAGGUGAAAAUAUAAUCGGUGGCCAUUCAGGCGUGCCAGGGCCAGAGGGUCCGAAGGGUAUUCCUGGCCAAGCGGGAUUCCCAGGGCCCAGAGGACCGCAAGGAGAGUCUGGAACCCUAGGGCCUCCAGGACAACCAGGAAUGAAGGGUGAUCGAGGGGAGCCUGGCUAUAUCCUUGGCCCUGAUGGAAGCAUUCUGAACAGCCCGGGUGUUGGCGGGUUCACAGGGCCAAAGGGUGACGCUGGGAUUCCUGGACCCGUGGGGCCAUCGGGUCCCUUUGGACGUCCUGGUCAAAAAGGUGAAAUUGGGUUUCCAGGACGGCCGGGUCGGACAGGACGGAAUGGACUGAAAGGUGAAAAGGGCGAUCCGGGAGAGUUCAACGGUGGUUUUGGAUUCCGGCAUAUCUCAGGCCCCCCGGGACCUCCAGGGCCUCCUGGACCCCCAGGCCCACCUAGUGUUGGAGUUUUACCCUUUGACAAUAACGUGUUUGAGACGGGAGCCAUGAGGCAAGUGGCAAUUCCCGGAGCACCAGGAUCUCAAGGAGAGAGAGGCUAUCCAGGCCACAAGGGUGAAAAGGGUGACUUGGGUCAGCCUGGGAUAGCAGGCCCUCCAGGUCCCAGCCCUUAUGACCUGUACCAGCUCGGCUCCACACUCAGGGCUGAGAAAGGCGAUCGAGGUGACUCCGGGCAAAAAGGAGAAAAAGGAGCACCAGGGGAAGUCAACACUAGUCUAUUGGGAGCCCAGGGACUCCCUGGACACCUAGGCCGCCCAGGACUUCCAGGACCGAAAGGCGACAGCAUCGUUGGACCCCCAGGACGACCAGGCAACCCCGGCCCCCCGGGUUAUAGUUAUCCAGGACCUCCCGGGCCCCCAGGACCUCCCGGACCCCCAGGAACCAUCACAUCGUCCGGCGGGUCAUCUCUUACUAGAAUCGUGGGACCGGCCGGGCCUCCCGGGCCACCAGGUCCACCGGCUUCAUCCUCUGGGGUUACAGUGGUUCGCACCUACCAGAUGAUGCUGAGCCUAACGCGGAGUCUGCAAGAAGGCUCUCUGGUCUAUGUGCUGGAACGGGGGGAGCUGUACCUCCGAGUACGGGAGGGAUGGCGACAGGUUAACCUCGGACAAUACAUUCCAUACCCGGGAGGGAAUGUGCUUGAGAACAAAGUGGAGGCGGUGGGUUCACCGCCGGUGGUGCAGUAUGGCACACACAGCGAGUCCUCAACCCGAGGCGGGCAGGCGCGUAUCCCCCCACCUGACCGGCGCCUACCCCCACCUGAGCAGCCAGAGCACAAGCCCCCGCACAGCCAUCCUCCCCGGCAGCCAGAGCAACCCCACCACAACCAGCACAUUCCGCAGAGACAGCCAACACACCCCACCACAGGCCACCAACAGCCACCCAACAAACCCUCGACCGGCUCCCGGCUCCCACACACAGGACCCAUGCUGCAUCUCAUGGCGUUGAACACUCCUCUGGGUGGUGACAUGCGGGGGAUCCGUGGUGUGGAUUUCCAGUGUUUUCAGCAGGCUCGGGCCGUGGGGCUGACCGGCACCUUCAGAGCUUUCCUCUCCUCUAAGCUGCAGGACCUGUACAGUGUGGUGAGGCGUGCCGACAGAGGUUCCCUGUCCAUCGUCAACCUCAAGGGUGAGGUGCUGUUCGAUAACUGGAACUCCCUCUUCUCUGGAUCCCAUGCUCAUUUCAAGUCCAACGUGCCCAUCUAUUCCUUCGACGGGCGGGAUGUGCUGCGAAACCAAGCCUGGCCUGAGAAGAUGGUGUGGCACGGCUCUGACGCCAAGGGUCACCGCCUGUCCACCAAUUACUGUGAGGCCUGGAGAGCCGCGGAUAGGGCCGUCACGGGCAUGGCAUCCGCACUCGGCAGCCACAAGCUCCUGGAGCAGCGUCCGCUGGCCUGCAGCAGCUCCUUCAUUGUCCUCUGCAUCGAAAACAGCUACCUGCCACACGCCCGCAAAUAAGUCCCCAUUCUAUCUCUAACAAAACCCCCCUUCCCUCUCCUUCCCUCCCUUCACUUCCCCCCUCCCUCCUUCCCUCCCCCCUCCUUUCACUCCUCCCCACCCAAAACUGCCAGGCAUUGCUGACAGGAACACCGCCCCCCCGCCCCCCACCCAAAAAAAAACUCUGUACAG